Paramuricea clavata is the source of this 1803-nucleotide messenger RNA. Lineage: Eukaryota; Metazoa; Cnidaria; Anthozoa; Malacalcyonacea; Plexauridae. The record is from the annotation of a GenBank genome assembly.
AUGGAAGGCUAUAGGUUCUAUAGAAAUAUUUUACAUCAGUUUACAAAAGUCCGCCUCAAAGUUAAGAUGUCUGCUAUAAUAAACGGAAUAAUAAAUUCCACCGUCGGUUUACUGUGCAGUAAAUUACGAGAUUACACUGCAGAGAGACUCAACGAAGGCGAUUUAAACGAUGAAAAAUUCAGACAGGUCGUUGUUCGAGAACUCGAUGAUAUUAAAUCGAAGCUCGAUGGUUUGUCGAGAAAGGACCUGCUUGCCAGUCUCAGCUUUUUCAAAGAAGGAGUUACCAGGUUCUAUAUUUCUCUCGAGACGUCUGGUGAAUUUCGUGAUCAGCCCAGCACUUCAAAAGCACACUUAGAAGACGAAUCUGAAGUCGAAGGCGCAAUAGCGACGAGAGUUGAGCAGUUUCCUGUCACGCAAGCUGAACGCGAUGUCUUAGAAAGCGUAUUUGAACUUUCUGAAAUCAUUGGGAACUUAAAAAUCGCAUCGGAAGAACGCUACAAAUCGGCUAAAAAGUCUUUAGAAAAAGCAAGGGAGCUGGCAACGGAAGCAUUUAAUAACGUAGCGCUGAAUGCUGAAGAUAGAUUGAUGGCGAGCAAACUUCGCAUUGCCAGCAGAAUCCUCGAAGGCUUAGAGGACCCAGAAGCAGCCGUCCACGACUGCUUACUUUACCUCAAAGAGCUACAGGAUUUACCUGCAGUGCAAGCGAUGUUUUCUGUAUGUCGAAAUUCUGAUAAAGGAAUUGCAUCCCGCUUACGAGCUCGCUUCUACAAAGAGGAAAGGAAUGUUAAUGUGGAGUCGAUACAAAUGAUCAACGCAUUAUUGAUAGAUCUCACCCUGAAAUUUACAAACAUCAAGAUGGGUUUAUAUAACUGGCCAACGAUAAAGAUUGGCAAAGAUUUCCAUCAUCCACUGUUGGAAAACCAUGCGCUUCGAGGAAAAUCUGAAGAGAAAAUAACGCAGCUUACUUGGUGCAGUGACUGGAAGUUUGAUGAACGUAUUGACAACGAUGUUUGUGCGCUAACUAGCAAAGGAGAAAUUUUAUCACGCGUGUGGAACAACGGGAGUCUUAAACUCACAAGAAGAAGCGGCGAGCACCAGUUGUUUUGUACCAUUCCCUCGACAAUAUGCUGUUUCUCUGUCGAUAAAAAUGAUAACGUAUAUAUCGUCGCGGAAAUUCCGUCAUUGAAUAGUCCUCCUGGAUAUAAAUUAUUAACCUUGGAUUCUGAUGGUAACGUCAAGGCGGACAGAUUACUUGACGUGAUUGAUGAAAAGCUGUUGUUUCCACAAAUGAAUGUGACCAAAGAUGGUAUGAUUGUUAUCUACUGUCGCCGCAGUGGAACUAUGUAUAUCUGCGACAGCACAAACACCAAGCAAGACUACAAAUUUCCUUUUCUAUUCAAAGAUACACAUUACUUGGUAUACGAUUGUAGCUUCACUGUUUCCAAUAAAAAUGAAAUCAUUUUUACUUUUCGUAACCCUGGUGAGAAACUCGUUUUGUACAUCAUUACAAUUGAUGGUAAGCUAAAACGUAAAGUGCAAGUACCUGUUGAAAAUUAUUGGGAACAUAAUAAGGCAAGGUUUCAUGUACUGAGUGUAGUCUUUAAUCAUGUCAAUGAAACAAUUCUGGCCAGUUUUUACAAUGGUCUUGCCAAUGCUCCUACUACGAUCUUCUGUUUCUCAAACACUGGUGAAUUGCUGCAUGGGUUUAAUAUCGUGGGUGAGUAUCGACAGCUUCUAUCACAUCACGCAAACAGACAUAUAUUGUUGGUCAACAAGAAACAAGCCAUUGUGUUUCAAAUGUAG